Molecule: messenger RNA, 369 nt
Organism: Aspergillus niger
Lineage: Eukaryota; Fungi; Ascomycota; Eurotiomycetes; Eurotiales; Aspergillaceae
Exons: 4
Coding region: 1-369 (122 amino acids)
Source: RefSeq, a predicted model, not a curated record
AUGGUUGAUCGCAACACGACUGGUGGAUGUUUUGAGCGUAGUCUGAUGAGGAUCUGCCCUCUCCUUCCGGUUUUUGCUACGGAGCACGAGCCGAUGCGGCAUUAUCAGCAAGAUAGGCCAGCUUGGACGCAGGGCCAACAAGGAGUUGUGCUUCCGAAAUGGGAGGGUUGGCGAAAACGGUGUCCUCAGGCCAUCUUGUCGUGCAUCGAGCAGAGCAAAUCCAUCAGAAGAAAAGAGUAUAAGCAGGGUGAGAGGCCACUUAUGUACGAAUUGCCAAGAGCUGCUGUCACCAUCGUCGUUGGCAGGCUCGCAAUCGCCGCCCGCAAUCACCUCAUCUCCUUGGGGCAUGUCGACCCAGGCAGGAGUUAG